AUGUACAGAGAAAAAUCUCUGUUAUAUAAGAUUCAUUUAUUUGUUUGUUUUCAAAUUUCAAGAACUGCUCUUCCGGGUCACCUGACGCGACUAUGUGCUGAAGAAACUCAAGGGAAGUCACUGUCGACUGCCACCACCAGGAGCAGCUGGGACCGCCCCCCCAGCCCAGCCUCCCAUGCCCUGCGGUUGGACAAGACCUUCAAGCAGUGCCGCACCUUCGUACAAAGAGUAGACGUCCAACUUAUCCAAGAGCAGCAUCCUACCAAAAUCCCGGUGAUAACAGAAUGCUACAAGGGUGAGAAGCAGCUUCCCGUCCUGGAUAAAACCAAAUUCCUUGUAUCUGAUCACGUCAACAGGAGUGAGCUCAUCAAGAUAAGCAGAAGAUGCUUACAGUUCAACACUAAUCAAGCCUUCUUCCUGUUAGUGAAUGGACACAGCACAGUGAGCAUGUCCACACCUAUUUCUGAAGUGUAUGAAAGUGAGCAGGAUGAAGAUGGAUCCCUGUAUAUGCUAUGUGCCUCUCAGGAGACAUCUGGGAUGAAAUUGUCAGUGUAAGACUAGAAAAAUGUGUCUGUUCUAGAAUUUUUUAAACCCUUACCAAGGAAAAACAAAGGGAUGUUACCAACUUAGAUUAAUCCGUUCCUCUAAUCACAGAUCAUCAAAACAGUAGUGUUCCUGCCUAGGAGUUUUAGGAAGUUGUUUUUGCACUUAAAGCAGAAAAACUGAGCUGCAGAUGAACACAUUCAGCUUUGGAAAACUAUUAUUAUUUAACCUAGGCUGUCUUGUUUUCAAAUUUAGAAGUUCAAAAAUAAAAUACUUUGCAUUCUGAGUUGCCAAUA
Messenger RNA from Equus caballus (horse), 839 nucleotides. The record is from RefSeq and is a predicted model, not a curated record. NCBI's taxonomy places the organism in Eukaryota, Metazoa, Chordata, Mammalia, Perissodactyla, Equidae.